CCACGGUAUCUCACGGUCACUCCGCGUUGUGGAGUGGUGGAGUUGUGGAUCGUGGAGUGGUGGAGUGUAGUGGAUCUGCACAACAAACCUCAUCCAGAUCGACAGCUCGACUUGCUGUUUCCAGGUGAAAGCUGUCAGCCAUGGGGUCUUAGGGGUCCACACUCAAAACUCGACCUGAUCGACCGCUCGAUUUGCUGUUUGCAGGUGGCACAGUUGUCCGCUGUCGGGAUAGAACUUGAGGAACCAACUUGGUGAGAUGACGUGUGGGUGACAACCAGCACUAGAGAGUAGUAGAGGCCCGCUAUCCCCUCUUUCUCCAGAUUUCAGGAUUUAUCGCGUUCUCGUCCAUUGCUCCUUCUCGUCCUCAAAACUCAUCGCGUCUGGUGUCACUCUCGGUCAAGCGAUCGCAACACCACGCCCGCAAACACCAUGUCUGAUACUGACAAGACUUCUGCAUCUCCGGAUGCUGGCUACUCUUCUCACAACGAGCAGGAGAAGAUGGCUCAGGAUCCCGAGCCGAAACUGGUUGACGCCCCUGCUCGCCGCCAGUCUGUCGCCCUCAAUAUCGUUGAGAACCCGCUGAAGCGCAGCUCCAAAGAGCAGACCACCGCCAAUGCCCGAAGCUUUGCCGAGGCGCACGGUAUGGCUGAGCACGCUGCUCUAUUUGGACGGGCCGCUCUCGUCGCGCGCGACAGUGAAAGAUUCGAGAUGCUAACAGAGCUCGAUGAUCAAGAGCGCGCUGCCCUCAUCUACGAGCGGGAUCACAAAUGGCACGGAUCGAAAAUGCUUUGGUAUUCGAUUGCCUUGUGUGCCAUGGGAGCCGCCACGCAAGGAUGGGAUCAAACGGGAUCCAAUGGGGCCAAUUUAUCUUUCCCUCAGGAAUUUGGUAUUGCUGGGAAAGGGAGAGAUGAAUGGAUUGUGGGAGUUAUCAAUGCCAUCAUCUUCUUGACGGCCGGUCUUAUUGGCGCUUUCAUCGUCGAUCCUCUCAACCACUACUUGGGCCGAAGAGGCGAGAUUUUCCUCACGGCUUGCUGUCUUACUGCCACCCCGAUCGGUUCUGCGUUCGCAAAGUCAUGGCAAGGACUCUUCGCGGCGCGAUUCGUCAUGGGUAUCGGUAUCGGGGCAAAGAACGCAACGGUCCCCAUCUACUCGGCCGAGAUGGCUCCCGCUCGAAUUCGAGGCGCCCUCGUCAUGUUCUGGCAACUUUGGGUUGUGGCUGGUAUCUUUUUGGGCUUCGCUGCCAACGUGAUUGUCAAAGACACUGGCCGCAUUGCUUGGCGUCUCCAACUCGGUUCAGCCUUUAUUCCAUCCUUCAUCCUCGGCGCUGGCAUCUUCUUCUGCCCUGAGUCCCCUCGUUGGCUCAUGAAGCAUGGGAAGAUUGCUCAAGGCUUCCAAUCGAUGGCGCGCUUGCGUGCUCAUCCCAUCAUCGCUGCAAGGGACUACUACUACUCGUACAUUAUCUUCCAGGAGGAAAUCAAGGUGGCAGGUGGACUAGGCUACUUCUCCCGGCUACGGGACUGCUUCACCGUACCUAGGAUCAGGCGAGCAAACUACGGUGCCUCGACUGUCAUGAUUGCUCAGCAGAUGUGCGGUAUCAACAUCAUCUCUUUCUAUAGUUCAACAAUCUUUGAAAGAGUCGGCUACACACCAACACAGGCCUUGUACGCAUCUCUUGGUUAUGGUGCUGUCCAGGUCGUGUUCACCAUCCCUACUCUGUUCCUCAUCGAUACCAAAGGCCGAAGAACCCUGACUUUGAUUACUUUUCCCCUCAUGUGUAUCUUUCUGUUAGCUGCUGGUCUGUCUCUUCUGAAACAUACGGGUAGCCGUGGCGAACAAAUUGGACCAGUUGUGUUAUUCGUCUACCUCUUCACCAUCUGCUACUCCUUGGGAGAAGGACCAGUCGCUUUCCAGUACUCUGCCGAGGUGUUCCCCACCAUUCAGCGAGAGCAAGGAAUGGCUUGGGCCGUUUGCAUCAAUAAUACUUUCGCCGGUAUCCUCAGUCUAACCUUCCCUCGAAUGCAGACCGUCAUGACUCCAACUGGUGCUUUCGGUUUCUAUGCUGGGCUCAACCUCAUCGCUUGGUUCAUGAUCUUCUGUUUCGUUAGAGAAACCAAACAGCUCACCCUGGAAGAGAUCGACCAGGUCUUCUCGGUCCCAACGAAGAGUUUCCUCCACUAUGAGUUGACCGUGUGGCUUCCUUAUUUCUUCAAGAGGCACAUCUUCCGACAGAAGAUCGCGAAGCCACCGCCAAUCAUCGAGAAGGCCGACCUUAUUGAAGAUGUCCACGGCGAGUAAGCUAUCAACCAGAAGCUGAAGACGGAGGUGUGGUGGAAGGGAUAAACGUGGUAUAAGAACCACAAGCACUGUGGUGGCGGUGCAUCGCCUACUUGUUUUUGAUUAGCUGCUGUGGACAGGAACUUCCCACAUAAAAGCACCUGAUGUACAGCCUUUAUAAUAGCUAGAGUUUUGCCGGCCUUUAGAGGGCGCGCAACUUAUAAGAGAACUUACCACUUUUUGCGC
Molecule: messenger RNA, 2520 nt
Organism: Hyaloscypha bicolor E
Lineage: Eukaryota; Fungi; Ascomycota; Leotiomycetes; Helotiales; Hyaloscyphaceae
Exons: 10
Coding region: 430-2295 (621 amino acids)
Biological process (GO): transmembrane transport
Cellular component (GO): membrane
Molecular function (GO): myo-inositol:proton symporter activity
Source: RefSeq, a predicted model, not a curated record